AUGACCCCUUCACCGGUCAAUGCCACAUCUUCUCCCUUCUCAUCAUCAUCAACACUGUUACUCAACACUGUUACUACGGUUGAUGAUGAAGGCUAUGAAUACCAAAUCAGGUUCAAUGAUUUUUAUGCGUACCGUUACUUGGUGGCUUCUGCUGUUGUUGGAAUUGCCUUCACUCUCAUACAAUCCGCUUUCGAUAUCUUUAAAGUGAGCACUGGAAAUCGACCUGGUGGUGCGGGCUUCUAUUUGCUCGACUUUUAUGCCGACAAGGUUACAUCCUACUUGCUUGCCACGGGUGCUGCUGCAGGGUUUGGCCUCUCCGUUGAUUUGAACCGGGCACUAGGAAAUGACUCGUCGUCCCUCACAGAUUUUCUUAAUAAAGGAAUUGUGGCAGCAUCUAUUUUCUUAGUAGGAUUUGUGUUCUCAGCUGUAUCAUCAGUUUUUUCAUCUUAA
Messenger RNA from Coffea arabica (coffee), 450 nucleotides. Its product is annotated as CASP-like protein PIMP1. NCBI's taxonomy places the organism in Eukaryota, Viridiplantae, Streptophyta, Magnoliopsida, Gentianales, Rubiaceae. The record is from RefSeq and is a predicted model, not a curated record.